Messenger RNA from Clupea harengus (Atlantic herring), 780 nucleotides. It is a transcript of the gene aqp8b, whose product is annotated as aquaporin 8b. The record is from RefSeq and is a predicted model, not a curated record. Gene Ontology annotation, cellular component: plasma membrane. Lineage: Eukaryota; Metazoa; Chordata; Actinopteri; Clupeiformes; Clupeidae. Gene Ontology annotation, biological process: water transport; transmembrane transport. Gene Ontology annotation, molecular function: water channel activity.
AUGGCAGAGGAGAAGCACCAGCUCCACGACAUGGAGAACGGCUCAGCUGCAGCCGUGAAGAAGCGAGACGGCGAGCGGCCCUCUGGUGCCUACGAGCGGGUGAUCCAGCCAUGUGUGGCUGAGCUGGUGGGCACAGCCUUCUUCGUGUUUGUCGGCUGCGUGUCGGUGAUUGAGAACGUGGAGGCUGCGGGGAGGCUGCAGCCCGCCCUGGCACACGGCCUCGCGGUGGCCGUCCUGGUGGCAUGCAUGGCAGAAGUCAGUGGUGCCCAUUUUAACCCACCUUUCACCAUGGCGGUGUACCUAUGCGGGGGCAUCCAGAUGAAGAUGGUGGUGCCAUACAUUGUGUGCCAGCUGAUUGGGGGAGUGUUGGGGGCAGCAAUGUCCAGGGUGAUGACAUCAGGGGAACACUAUGCCAGCGCGCAGGGCGCAGCGUUUGCUGUGGUCCAAUCAGAGGAGCAGCUGAUGGCAGCCAUCUUUGGAGAGGUGGCCAUGACGUGUCUGGUCACCACAGUGGUGCUGAUGAGUGCAGUCAACACCAAGAGCAAGAGCCCCAUGGCACCCUUCCUGAUUGGCUGCACUGUCAUUGUCAACAUCUUAGCAGGAGCUGAUGUGUCAGGAGCCUGCCUGAACCCUGCCAGGGCGCUGGGCCCCGCGCUGAUGAUGGGCUACUGGAGGUACCACUGGGUGUACUGGGUGGGUCCUCUCUCUGGAGGUCUGGUGGCUACAGUGUUAGUGAGGCUUCUGCUUGGGGACCGGAAGCUGCGUGUCAUCCUAAAAUAA